AUGAGAAUCACCUGCGCACGCGUUUGGCGCGUUUACGACACGGUCGCGACGCGUCCUACCGCGGUUCCUACGCCUCUGCACGUCGUGUUCUUUGGUGGUGUGGGCGCGCGCAUACGCGUCCUCUCCCAGCCAGUCUGCCCGCACCCAGUCGACGUCGAUGCACAAUGUGCAGCUCCAGAUUUUCCCAGCCACGUGCCAGGUCUGUAG
This is a messenger RNA of Dichomitus squalens LYAD-421 SS1, 207 nucleotides long. RefSeq lists its product as uncharacterized. The transcript has 2 exons. Bases 1 to 207 code for a protein of 68 amino acids. The record is from RefSeq and is a predicted model, not a curated record. Lineage: Eukaryota; Fungi; Basidiomycota; Agaricomycetes; Polyporales; Polyporaceae.